AUGUCCCAGCCCCCACCAUUUCCACCCAACGCGCAAUACGGCGGCUAUCCUCCUCCUCCCGGCCAACCAUAUCCUCCACCAGCUGGGCAGCCUGGAGCUUAUCCGCCACCUAGCGGUUAUCAGCCUCAAUAUGUCCCUCAAUUCCCUCAGUCGCCAAAUCCUCCUCCCAACAGUGGCUAUUAUCAGGCACCAGCUUUCGCUCCUUCCCAACAAUACUAUCAAGCUGGUCCCUACCAAGCCGCGCCGCAACAACCUUAUCAAGCCCCAGCUUAUGCUCCUCCGCCACAACAGCAACCUUACCAAAGCAGUCCUUACCCGCCACCGUCGGGCCCGCCACCGUCAGGCCUACCACCAAAUGCUGCCCAGAAUACUACAAUGCCACCAGUCAGCCCUUACGCGCCACCCGUAGACUUGGAACCUCCAACCAUCUACUACCGUGACACAAUCAUCCACAACCCACGCUUCUCUGGAGGCUUGAAUGUCGUCGGCUACACUAAAGACCAAAUCAAAUACGACAUCGACCAGAUUGUGAAAGCUGGCGGCGAUGAGAAGAAACUCGUCGAUAUUCUCACCGGACUUGGACCGCUCAAGAUGGAAGUGCUUGUCCAUGAAUUCCCUCAACACAAUGACAAAGGCGAGACGUUGUACCGGCGCGUCGAAAGAAAAACUACUGGCAAUGUCGAGAAAGCCCUUCUAGGUCUCAUUCAGGGGCCGCUCAAAUACGACGCGGAUCUUGUUAAAGACGCCAUCAGAGGAUUUGGAACCAACGAGUCGCUCUUGAACGAAGCCAUCCUCGACCAUAGCCCUGCAGAUAUUGCGACACUCGACUAUAUAUACCUCCAGAAAUAUAAGAAGCACCUGUCGAAGGAGGUUGCUGACGAUCUGAGUGGAAACGUGCUCAAAUUGUUCAAAUUUGUGACUGAUCCUUCGCGCGAAAAGCUUCCAGCAGCCAAUGCAACAGCUGAACAGCGCCAAAAGCUGCUGGAGGAAGAUGUCGAGGCUCUUUAUAAGGCGGGAACCGGACGCGUUGGAACCAACGAAGACAAAUUCUACCGUAUCCUCACCUGUCGAACGCAAGAUCACCUUGUCGCGGUUUGCACUCAUUACAAAGCCAAACACAGAAAGUCACUCUCGACUGUGAUCGCCAGCGAAUUUGGCACUAGCAACCACGACGCGAAAGCUCUGUUAUUCAUCGUCCAGGGUGCCGAAGUUAGCGAGAAGCCUCAUCUUGCUGCUGUCUCACCUUUGGCAAUCCGAGAUGCUAUUCUACUGGAAGAAACCAUGAAAGGGUUUGGGACAAACAACUCAUUGCUGAUCACACGUGUUUUACGCGCUCAUUGGUCUCGCCCUCGAAUGGAAGCUACGAAACAGGGGUAUCAACGAGUAUAUGACAAGCAACUCACAAGACGCGUUAAAGGGGAGACGAGCGGUGUGUUUGAACACUUGCUGCUUCGCUUGAUUGGAGAGGGUCACUACAGCUGA
This is a messenger RNA of Mycena indigotica, 1482 nucleotides long. Its product is annotated as Annexin A4. NCBI's taxonomy places the organism in Eukaryota, Fungi, Basidiomycota, Agaricomycetes, Agaricales, Mycenaceae. The record is from RefSeq and is a predicted model, not a curated record. The coding region runs from base 1 to 1482 and encodes 493 amino acids. Gene Ontology annotation, molecular function: calcium ion binding; calcium-dependent phospholipid binding. Gene Ontology annotation, cellular component: cytoplasm. The transcript has 11 exons.